Messenger RNA from Nasonia vitripennis (jewel wasp), 2308 nucleotides. It is a transcript of the gene Surf4, whose product is annotated as surfeit 4. Gene Ontology annotation, biological process: Golgi organization. The transcript is spliced from 4 exons. Gene Ontology annotation, cellular component: endoplasmic reticulum; membrane; endoplasmic reticulum-Golgi intermediate compartment. The record is from RefSeq and is a predicted model, not a curated record. Lineage: Eukaryota; Metazoa; Arthropoda; Insecta; Hymenoptera; Pteromalidae. The coding region runs from base 487 to 1296 and encodes 269 amino acids.
GUGAUGUGGCAGGUGUGAGAAUAUAGCUGCGCUGGCUUUUUCGAAUGACUUGUCAGUGUAAACAAAUUUUCUCGCGGUGGAUGGGUAUAAGUACGAGGGCAGCUCGUUUUAUGAUUAUAAAUAUAGAGGAUUUGAUCGCGAAGAGGUUUACAGCACUGCUCAUACGUACACUGGGAGAGAGAAAGAGACAGAGAAGACAGCGCAGCCGCCGCUAUAGCCGCAACGACUGGCCAGUAUAGUGCCACUGCUCGCGCGACGCUCGACGUGUGGCAGCGCACGUGAGAGAGAGAGAGAGAGAGGGAGCGAUAAGAAGCUAGUGUGCGCGAGCUCAGCGAGUGUCUGUGGUAGAGAUCUCGUCGUCGUCCCGUCGUGCGCCGCUAACACACGCGAGAGGGAGAGAGCGCGCGCGCUCGAGCGUAUGGCCGUGUGUUUUUUUUCGGCUUUCUUCGACUGAGAGGACCCGUCGUCGGGGCACGCACACGCACCAUGAUGCAACAGGAGGUCAUGUCCAAGGCGGAGGAGGUCGCCGACCAGAUUAUCAGAAAUGGAAAGCACGUACUGCCGACGAUGGCGAGGCUCUGCCUCAUCGCCACCUUCCUGGAGGACGGUCUGCGGAUGUGGUUCCAAUGGAGCGAGCAGAGAGAGUACAUGGAUAUGCAAUGGGGAUGCGGCAAGUUCCUGGCCACCCUUUUCGUCCUGAUUAAUCUGGUGGGACAGCUGGGUGGCUGCGUAGCUGUCAUUAUCAGACGGCAAGUCAGCAUCGCCUGUGGUGUGCUCUUCUUCAUUGUGAUCCUCCAGACCUUCGCCUACAGCAUUCUGUGGGACAUGCAGUUCCUCUUCAGGAAUCUGGCCCUCAUUGGUGCCCUCCUGCUGGUCUUGGCCGAGUCCAAGGCUGAAGGAAGAUCCCUGUUUGCUGGUGUACCUUCCCUGGGUGAUAACAAGCCAAAAAAUCUUCUGCAACUUGCUGGCAGAGUGCUUCUGGCUUUCAUGUUUGUCACAUUGAUUAGAAUCGAAUGGUCUUUCUUCCAAAUCAUCCAGGAUGUACUUGGCGGAAUAUUGAUGAUUCUCGUGACUAUAGGAUAUAAGACAAAACUCAGUUCUUUACUACUUGUGCUCAUUCUGACAGCCCUCAACUUCUACCACAACGCUUGGUGGACCAUUCCAGACUACAAACCUCUAAGAGAUUUCCUUAAAUAUGAUUUCUUCCAAACCCUUUCUGUGAUCGGAGGAUUGUUGAUGAUUGUUUCACUGGGGCCAGGUGGUGUAUCGAUGGACGAACAUAAGAAGAAGUGGUAGAAUCAAAGUGCUGAUUAUUAUUGGCAAACUUCCAUUCCUCCGUUUUUAAUGAGCUCAAUUGUCAAUCAGACUUUUUGAAUAAGAUUAAGGAAGGGAUUGAAAAGAGUGUGCAAAAUCAAUGAUUAACACAAGUCUACUGUAAUGAAAGUCCAGGUUGUCCAUAAAGAUUGCUGCUCUUAUUUGCUAUAAAUUGAGGCACUUUGUAAAGGAUAACGUUAGAUCAUGCAGAAACGACGACAAGAUGCCUUAAAACAUUGAGAAAAACAACAACGGACAAAGACUAAUUUAUGAUAUACUAUACAAAUACUUAAUAGCUUGUACAUAUGGAAGAACUUUUUGUCAUAAACAAUGUAUUCUUUGGCGCAUUUUUAAAUUUGUAUUCCUUGUUUUUGGGCUGUCGAUCUUUUUGACGUGAUUUGCCCUUUUUUAUGAAUAAUGUAGGAGAUUUUUUAUUCGAAAUUAAAAUCUUCCUUAGAAUGGCAAUUGUGUAUGCUACAGCUAUGUAUUAUUAUUUUUGUUAUGUUUGUAAGCUGCGUAAGUCCUGUCGACCAAAAGUCGAUCUUUGAGUCGUUGUAAAUAAAUUUUCAAUUUCUCUAAAAUCAGGAUCUCAUUAAAAUGUGCAGCUAGGUGAAUGGACCUACAGUUCAUCUAAUAAUAACUCGGAAAAUAAACUUUACCUAAAAAUAGUUCUCAUGCACAGUUGAAUGCUUGCUUCCCCAAGUGAAAGAGAUUUUCAAAACUGUAAACUUCAAAGACUCUAAUAAUUGACCAUCAAGUGUUGAAUAAAUAUUUUCGUGAUAUACAAUGAGAAUUUUAACUGACAAAAAAUCUAAUUCUGUUAUUCAAAGAGGGGCAACUCUUUUAAUGAAAAAACCAUUUGCUUAUGUACUGAAGUCUUAUUACCGACACAAUCUCUGCGACUAUUGUUUCAAAAAAGAGUAAGUAAUUUUAAUUUUACAUCAACAUAUUGCUUUUUAUAUAGAAAAAAAUAAAAAAAAUUUUGUAAACAUAA